AUGAAAACUAGCCCCCAUCGGCCACUGAUUCUCAAAAGACGGAGGCUGCCCCUUCCUGUUCGAAAUGCCACCAGUGAAACAUCAGAAGAGGAAUCGAAGAGAUCUCCUGCCCAGCAAGAGCCUGAACAAGUACAGGCCUCCAAAGAGGUGGCAGAGUCUAGCACCUGCAAGUUUCCAGCUGGAAUCAAGAUUAUUAACCACCCCACCAUGCCCAACACCCAGGUGGUAGCUGUCCCCAACAAUGCUGACAUCCAGAGCAUCAUCACGGCACUGACGGCCAAAGGAAAAGAGAGUGGCAGCAGUGGGCCCAACAAGUUUAUCCUCAUUAGCUGUGGGGGAGCCCCCACUCACACACUGGGACCCCAGCUUCCAUGCCAAGACAGCAAUGAUGUCAAGAAGACAGAAGUGAUCACUGAGACCUUGAGACAAAAGCCAACAACUAGGGAUGCAACUCUUACUAGACCACCUGGAGCCAUUCCUGGGCAGAGAUGGGAGAGCUGUGUUGGCGGUGAGGCAGCAGGCUGCACUCUCGACAACAGCUUGACCAACAUCCAGUGGCUUGGGAAGAUGAGUUCUGAUGGACUGGGUUCCUGUGACAUCAAACAAGAAAUGGAGGAAAAAGAAAAUCGCCAUGUGGAACAGAAUCAGGUUAAGGUUGAGGAGCCUCCAGCAUCAACAUCCUGGCAGGACUCCAUGUCAGAGCGGCCACCCUACUCGUACAUGGCCAUGAUACAAUUUGCUAUCAAUAGCACUGAAAGGAAGCGUAUGACCUUGAAGGACAUCUAUACUUGGAUUGAGGACCACUUUCCUUACUUUAAGCACAUUGCCAAGCCAGGCUGGAAGAAUUCCAUUCGCCACAACCUUUCUCUCCAUGACAUGUUUGUUCGAGAGACGUCUGCUAAUGGCAAGGUUUCUUUUUGGACCAUUCACCCCAGUGCUAAUCGCUACUUGACAUUAGACCAAGUGUUUAAGCCACUGGACCCAGGGUUUCCACAAUCGCCCGAGCACUUGGAAUCACACCAGAAACGACCCAACCCUGACCUGAGCCGGAACGUGACCAUCAAAACUGAACUCCCACUGGGUGCACGCCGAAAGAUGAAGCCACUGCUUCCACGAGUCAGCUCGUACCUAGUGCCCAUCCAGUUCCCAGUGAACCAGUCACUGGUAUUGCAGCCCUCCGUGAACGUGCCUUUGCCCCUGGAGGCUUCGCUAAUGAGCUCAGAGCUGGCCCGCCAUAGUAAGCGAGUCCGAAUUGCCCCGAAGGUACUGUUAGCUGAAGAAGGGAUAGCCCCUCUUCCCACUGCAGGCCCAGUGAAAGAAGAGAAGCUCCUGUCCAGAGAAGGGCUGUCCCCUUUGCUCCCAGUCCAGUCCAUCAAGGAGGAAGAGAUCCAGCCUGGGGAGGAAACACCACAUUUUGCCAGACACAUCAAAGUAGAGAGCCCUCCUUUGGAAGAGUGGCCCUCCCCCUCCUUCAAAGAAGAAUCCCCUCACACCUGGGAGGACUCGUCUGGCUCUCCCACUCCAAAGCCCAAGAAAUCCUAUAGUGGGCUCAAGUCUCCAGCGCAGUGUGUGUCUGAAAUGCUCGUGAUUAAACGGAGAGAGAGGAGGGAGAGGAGCCGGUCCCGCAGGAAACAGCAUCUCUUGCCUCCCUGUGUGGAUGAGCCCGAGCUGCUCUUCUCAGAGGGCCCCAACACGUCCCGAGGAGCUGAGCUCCCCUUCCUAGCAGAUCCCUCUGAGCAGACCUCCCAGCUUGGCUACUCCCAGGAGGAAGGGGGACCUUUCAAGACGCCCAUUAAGGAGAUGCUGCCCAUCUCCUCCACCCCAAGCAAAUCUGUCCUCUCCGUGACUCCAGAGUCCUGGAAGCUCACCCCCCCAGCAAAAGAAGGGGGGCUUGAUUUCAGCCCAGUAAGAACCCCCCAGGGUGCCUUUGGUCCCCUGCCUGACUCCCUCCUCAGCACCACUCCACUGAAAAGUAUUCCCCUCUUUGGCACCCCCCGAGAGUUCCUCAGUUCAGAACCCUUUGACCUUACCUCUGACCCCUUCAGCAGCUAUGCCCCCUCAGAUAUGGAUACCCUCAAGCCAGGCUCCCCAGAACCACAGGUCGCCAAUCUUUCAGCUAAUCGCUCUCUGACAGAGGGUCUGGUUCUGGACACAAUGAACGACAGCCUCAGCAAGAUCCUGCUGGACAUCAGCUUUCCUGGCCUGGAGGAAGACCUACUGGGCCCUGAUAACAGCGGCUGGUCUCAGUUCAUUCCUGAACUGCGCUAG
Molecule: messenger RNA, 2268 nt
Organism: Elephantulus edwardii (Cape elephant shrew)
Lineage: Eukaryota; Metazoa; Chordata; Mammalia; Macroscelidea; Macroscelididae
Gene: FOXM1
Product: forkhead box M1
Exons: 8
Coding region: 1-2268 (755 amino acids)
Biological process (GO): G2/M transition of mitotic cell cycle; regulation of DNA-templated transcription
Molecular function (GO): sequence-specific DNA binding; DNA-binding transcription factor activity
Source: RefSeq, a predicted model, not a curated record